Molecule: messenger RNA, 2123 nt
Organism: Nicrophorus vespilloides
Lineage: Eukaryota; Metazoa; Arthropoda; Insecta; Coleoptera; Silphidae
Product: A-kinase anchor protein 17A-like
Exons: 6
Coding region: 227-2077 (616 amino acids)
Molecular function (GO): nucleic acid binding
Source: RefSeq, a predicted model, not a curated record
GUAUAUGUACCAAUUUGUACCAGUUGAUUUUUCAGAUGUCAAAUUUGACAGUUGUAUUCAUUAUCGUGUAUAGUGUAGUGCAUUGGGGAAAUAAUUGAAUAAACAAUGGGAUUGAACAGUCUCUGAAAAGCUUUCUUGAUUCUAAUACAAACCACUCAUACCUUUCCAUAGAUUCACAAUCGGAUUUCUGUUAUACGCGACCAUCUGUUGUGGUUAUAUUAAAAUCAUGAAUGCUUUUCAGAGAUGCCCGAAUACCUCGGACGCAGUGCCGCUUUAUUUGCCGCAGAAGUUGUAUUUAAAACCAAUAGCGCGAUUAAACGUUUCCAUACAUAUAACCCAGAAGAUCCUGGGUAAAACAAUCAAACAUUACGAGAUCAUGGAAAAGUUGAAGGACCUUAUAAAACCGGACGAAUUUGUUGUGCUUAAAGUGACUAAAACUACCCUAGAGGUAAUCGAAUUUGAUGCAGAAGUGGAUCAUAGAAAUAAGUUAAUAAAAGUCCUUGAUAAACUGCACAACAAGACAAUUAAGCUGAAGGAUUUCACAGACUUGAUGGGUGUGAAAGCUGUGGAAAGCAGGAACGCGUUUCCCGUUCAGCACGAAUGGGACUCGUAUUUUCGAGAUGCCAAGGAUAUGAAUGAAAUGAAGCCUGGCGAGAGACCAGAUACAAUACAUAUAUCGAAUCUACCAACGAAAUGGUUCAUCGGCCAAAACAAAUUCGAAUCGCUUCCUUCAGACAAACUGGUCUAUAAAAUAUUUGAGAAGUACGGACCUGUCCGGCAAGUCGACAUACCAAUUUGCGAUCCUUACAGAUCGCAAAUGAAGUCGCACAUCACCGGAAUACAGGAUUCGUCUUUCGAAAAGUUGGACUUCUUUGAGGCGUAUGUGCAAUAUAAGGACUAUAUAGGGUUUAAGAAGGCAAUGGAAUCUUUGAAAGGCAUGAAGCUUAUGUGUAAAAUUGAUGGUGAAGCUAAUAUGAUAGAUAUGUUUGUUGAUUUUGAUAAGAGCAAGCAUUUGAGUGAAGCAACUAUUAGGAGAAGAGAUAUAGUUAGGGAUAGAUUGAUAUUGAAGCAAAAGGAGAAGGAAGCCAAAGAAAAGGAAAUUCAGCAAGAAAUUAUUAAGCAGCAAAUUGCAGAUAGCAAAAAGAAAAUUGAUAUGAAAAAUGAGAAAGAAAAGAGAAGAAGGGAGAGGGAAGAAAAGAGGAAGGCUAAAAUAUUAGCUGAACUUAAAACUAAGGGAUCUGUGGACAUUAAUGAUAAAAUAGCAAAGGAAGAGAAGAAAUUGUUAAAGGUUCAAAGACGCCUGGAAUCUAUAAGACUUGUUGAAGAGUUGUUUAAAAGGAUUAAGAUUAAAGUGCAAAAGAAUCCCGAUUUUACGCCGACGAAGAAUUGUAAUAAUUCAGAGUUAUCCAAGUUAAAAUCGUUGACAGAGCAUGAAGUGAAAUCGCAGAGAGAAAAGUUGCAUCAUGCAAUUGAAGGGCGUGUUAUACUCAAGUCGAUUAUUGCCAAGGAGAAGAUCGACGACGACGCUUCAAGCAGCACAUCUUCUCUUAGUUUAGAUAAAGAUUAUGAGGAUACCCAUCGAAAUCAAAUGUACCAUCCACAGCCGAUGAACGACAUGAAUUGGUAUAAUUAUUUACCCCAGUAUAAUGGCAUGUCUGCAGCUGCAGCAUGCUAUUCGCAGUUUCCCUAUUACCAUCCUCAUCAUUCGAGGGGAGGUCGCGGUAUGGCAGGACCGUCCAGGCGUCCGCAACGGAGUUUUAACCGCGGCAGGGGGCGCGGGGGAAUGAAUCAUCCUUAUUUUCAACAAGACUAUUAUAAGUACGCGCAUCAAUUUCUGAAAGAUCAAAUGAAGCGUUACAGCCGGUACUCGAGGUCCAGGUCGAGAUCGUAUUCUAGGCAUAGAAGUAGAACACGUUCUAGGUCACGUUCGUACAGUAGGUCCAGAUCGUACUCCAGGAGUAGAUCGAAGCGCAGGUCGCGAUCUCAGUCUCAGCACAGCAGACGCAGAUCGAUUUCCAGGAAAUCCAAGUCCAGGUCCCGGUCCAAGUCUAGAUCGCGAAGCCGUUCCAACGAUUGAAACGUCAAAAAGGCCUGCUUUCAAGAUUAAGACAAUUUGUUUUUAU